CGGAUGACCCAAAAACGAAAGAUGCCGAGUCCCUCUCACUCAUCCAAUGGUCACUCCUCUGCCGAAACCUCCCCCUGCCCAAUGAAAAAGAAGAAGAAACCAGGUGCUGUUAGUGGCAGCAAAGACCAGCACAGUCUCAAGAGCACGGAGGAGAUACCAGGAGACGGGCUGUUACACCAGGAGAGCUGGACAGAGCUGUAGAAGGGCGUCAUCCCAGCAGCAGGACCGGUAUCUGCUCCUUUGUGCAAGGAGUAACAGGAGGAGCACUGCCAGAACCCCACAGAAUGACCUCCAGCGGGCUACUGGUGUGCAUGUUUCUGACCAAACUGUUAGAAACAGACUCCAUGAGGGUGGCAUGAGGGCCCGACGUCCUUUAGUUGGAUCUGUGCUCACAGUCCAGCACCGCGCAGCUCAAUAGGAUUCGCCAGAGAACACCAGAAUAGGCAGGUCCACCAUUGGCACCCCGUUCUCUUCACAGAUGAGAGCAGGUUCACACUGGGAACAUGUGAUAGACAUGAAAGAGUCUGGAGACGCUGUGGUGAACAUGGCUGCCUUCACCAUCAUCCAGCAGACCAGGAGGCAUAUCCUUGGAUAUGGAUAACCUCCACAUGCUAGUCAAUGGUAAACUGACUGCUGUUAGGUACCUGGAUGAAAUCCUCUGAGCCACAGUUAGCCCUGACGCUGGUGCAGUGGAUCCUGGGUUCCUCCUGGUGCAGGACAGUGCUCAGCCUCAUCUGGCCAGAGUGUGUAGGCAGUUCCUGAUGACGAAGGCAUUGAUGCAAUUGACUGGCCCUCAUGUUCCCUAGACCUGAAUCCAAUUUAGAACCUCUGGGACGUUAUGAAUCGGUGCAUCCGACGCUGCCAAGUAGUGCCACAGACUGUCCAGGAGCUCACUAAUGCCCUGAUCCUGGUCUAGGAGGAGAUCCCCAGGACACCAUCCGCCAUGUCAUCAGGAGCAUGUGUGGGCCAAACACACUACUGAGUCAGAUUUCUGAAUCCAGCCUUUAGUCGUCAGAACUAAGACAUGGUCCCUUUUACUAUGUGAAGCAGCCAGCACUCACCACAGACCCUGUUGAUGUUGUACCGCAGGACGGCAGGAAUGACUUCUACUGCUGGCUGUGCCACCGCGAGGGCCAGGUGCUCUGCUGUGAGCUCUGCCCCAGGGUGUACCACGCCAAGUGCCUCAAACUACCAGCCGAGCCCGAGGGCGACUGGUUCUGUCCGGAGUGUGAGAAAAUAACAGUUGCUGAGUGUAUAGAGACUCAGAGCAAAGCCAUGAUGAUGCUAACUAUAGACCAGCUGUCUUACCUACUGAAGUUUGCUCUUCAGAAGAUGAAACAGCCAGGUGAUCAUCCCCGCUUGUCAUCUCGCACCCCCCAUGCAGCUUCCACGCAGAGAAAGACUUUUAAUUGGACGGAACCCUUCCAGAAACCUGUUUCUCUUGAACAGCAUCCAGAUUAUGCAGAGUACAUUUUUCACCCUAUGGAUCUUUGCACACUUGAGAAGAAUAUUAAAAAGAAAAUGUAUGGCUGCACAGAGGCCUUCUUGGCAGAUGCAAAAUGGAUUUUGCACAACUGUAUUAUAUACAAUGGAGGCAAUCACAAACUCACGGCGACUGCUAAAGUGAUUGUAAAAAUCUGUGAACAUGAGAUGAACGAGAUUGAAGUUUGUCCUGAGUGCUAUCUGUCUGCUUGCCAAAAGAGAGACAACUGGUUUUGUGAGCCUUGUAGUAACCCACACCCUCUAGUGUGGGCCAAACUGAAAGGAUUUCCAUUCUGGCCUGCUAAAGCUCUGCGGGACAAAGAUGGACAGGUGGAUGCUCGCUUUUUUGGUCAGCAUGACAGGGCUUGGGUUCCUUUAAACAAUUGCUACCUCAUGUCCAAAGAGAUUCCAUUCUCCGUGAAGAAGACCAAAAGCAUCUUCAACAGUGCCAUGCAAGAGAUGGAGGUCUACGUGGAAAACAUGAGGAAGAAGUUUGGAGUCUUUAACUAUGCCCCCUUCAGGACACCCUACACUCCUGACAACAACUUCCAGAUGCUGCUGGAUCCCUCCAACCCCUCGUCCACCCCGAUCAAACCUGAGAAACAGGAGAAGAUCAAGCUGAGCUUUGAUAUGACGGCAUCACCGAAGAUCCCUUUGGCCAGGACCAUGCUGAUUGGGGCUGGGGUGGGAGGAGGCACAGCAGGCCGGCGACUCCCCCUAAGUGAAAUGCCUCGCUCCCCCAUGAGCACCAACUCCUCUGCCCAUACAGGUUCGGACGGGGAACAAGAGACAGCGGACAAGUCCCAGGCAAAAGCACCAAACAGCCAGUACAGUACGGGAGAAGAGUCCAUGGACUGCACAGCAUCACCUGCCCAUCCUCGACCUGGUCCUGCAGGGAGUUCCUUGGACAGCCCUAAACCAUUCCACUCUCAAGCUCCUGGCAACCCCAAGCAGGAAAAGCCACAACCUACAGGAAGCAUUCUGAACCUCAAUCUAGAUCGGAGUAAAGCAGAAAUGGACCUGAAGGAGCUUAGCGAAACAGUUCAGCAGAAACAAGGAGCCACACCAGUCCUCACCUCUCCAAAAAGACAGAUCAAGAGCCGUUUCCAGCUGAACUUGGACAAAACCAUUGAGAGUUGUAAGGCACAGCUUGGCAUAGAUGAGAUCUCUGUUGAUGUGUAUAAAGGUGUAGAACACAGUGACUCAGAAGACUCUGAUAAAUCUGACUCCAGUGACAGCGAGUAUGCAAGUGAUGAGGAGCAAAAGACCAAGGAUGGUCAGGACGCAGCACCCAAUGAUGAGGCCCAGAAGGAGCUUACCAAAAGUAAAGUCAAAGACCAACCUUCCCCGAGCCAAGAUAAAGAGGGUAAAGCGGAUACGCACUUGGUUUCCGAGUCUGCAGCAGGCGACACCACUGCAACAGUGUCAGAUGCUCCAACUAAAGAGAAAAUAAACAAAGAUUUAGAAAAAGAGAGCUCAGAGACAACCAAAGCACCUUCAGCAUCACCUGGUCCCAGAGAGAAGGCUCAGGUGAAAGAAGAAGCAAAGCAGCCUGUGCCAGUGGAGGACUCUGACUCAGAGAGAGAGCUGGUUAUUGACCUCGGAGAGGAACAGGGAGGCAAGGACAGGAGGAGGAGCAGGAAAGACAACACCACUGUUAAAGAGUCAUCUGCUGGUAAACCUGAAGGCAAAGCCCUGACCCUCUCGACGCUCCAAUCUCAAAACAGUACAGCUCCUUCCACACCCUCCAGUGUUUCCACGCAGUCCCCCAUGGCCAUUCCUGUCACCAUGGUGUCCUUCACUACUCCCUCUCCCGCAACCAUAAGCCUUACAACCGUGCCCAGUGCCACUGCAACACCCCCCUCUUCCUCCUCCUCAGCUUCCACCACACCAGCUUUGAAGAAACAGCGCCCUCUGCUGCCCAGAGAGACAGUGCCAGUGGUGCAGAGAGCAGUGGUGUGGAAUCCCACUGCCAAAUUUCAGACCUCGUCUCAGAAGUGGCACAUGCAGAAGGUGCAGCGUCAGCAACAGAACCAGCAGCCUGUGGCAACCACGCAGACGCAGGCGUCGUCUCCCAGGCAAGGCCAGGCUCAAGCGCUGACCCAGACACAGGCCACUGGGAAUGGCUCAACGGUGGUAUCCUCAUCUUCAGCACAGCAGUCUUCACAAAGCACACGCUAUCAGACCAGACAGGCUGUUAAAGCUGUCCAACAAAAAGACACUCCACUCAGCACAUCCACGUCAGCUGUGACCCUGGUAUCUAGUAGUCCAGCUUCUGUUGCCAUGAUGGCAGCAUCAAGUUUAGGCACUACAUCUUCUCCAGUGGCAGCGGACCUGUAUAUUCCCACUGCCUCAGCGGAUGUGGCUGCAGACAUUGCCAAGUACACAAAUAAAAUAAUGGAUGCAAUCAAAGGUACAAUGACUGAAAUCUACAAUGAUCUUUCUAAGAGUACUUCAGGGAAUACAAUAGCAGAGAUAAGACGACUGAGAAUUGAAAUAGAAAAAUUACAGUGGCUGCAUCAACAAGAGUUGUCAGAGAUGAAGCAUAAUCUUGAGCUGACAAUGGCAGAGAUGAGGCAAAGUCUGGAACAGGAGAGAGAAAGGUUGGUGACUGAGGUGAAGAAACAGAUGGAGCUGGAGAAGCAGCAAGCAGUUGAUGAAACAAAGAAGAAACAGUGGUGUGCUAACUGCCGGAAAGAGGCCAUCUUCUACUGCUGCUGGAACACCAGUUACUGUGAUUAUCCCUGUCAGCAAGCCCACUGGCCAGAACACAUGAAGUCCUGCACUCAGUCAGCCACAGCUCCACAGCAAGAACCUGAGGCUGAGUCGACAGCGGACCUCCCAAACAAAGCUUUAGGGCAGACUAGCAGUGGCCCAAAUUCUCUCAGAGACACGCCGGCCUCUGCACCAUCAGAUAAAGACUGUGACAUGGAGAAGAGCACUGAGGUUGCUGUCACUUUGUCCUAACUGAACUUGCCAUACUUGAAAAUGUAAAUGUAUAGAUUGUUGUUGGUUUUUUUUCACAACAAGAAUAUGUCUAUGUAAAUUGUGCUGUACAAGCAGCUGCUAUUGGGAGCUAUCUAAAUUCAUUUUAUUUAUAUAUUUUUGUUUGCCUUUCAGGGCUCACAUACUGCCCACAGUGCACAGGGGUCUUAGAAAUAUUUUAAAUGUGGAAACAAGACUGACAGCUGAUAGUUAGUAACCACUACAGGGGGACGUUUAAGAAAUGUAUCCUACAUAUUCAUGCACUCCUUUGCAGUCUAUAGAGAACUGUCAGUAUGAAGAUCUUAAGAGCAUGCAUGAGUGUCACAAAACAUACGCAUAGUUUAAAGGACAACAGUUAAACAGUUUAAGACUGCAAAAAUAUAACCCAUGUUAAUGGACCACCCCAGCUUUAGAUUAGAGGACUGUAGACAGAAAUGUCUGUAAAUUAUUAUUUUUUAUUUUAUGUUAAUUUAUUUGUUAUUCUAAUGUUGCCUGCUGUAUACUGCAAAGAAAAUAACAAAUACAAACAUUUUAAACAA
Micropterus salmoides (largemouth bass) is the source of this 5006-nucleotide messenger RNA. It is a transcript of the gene zmynd8, whose product is annotated as zinc finger, MYND-type containing 8. The coding region runs from base 1276 to 4449 and encodes 1057 amino acids. The transcript is spliced from 20 exons. Gene Ontology annotation, biological process: regulation of DNA-templated transcription. The record is from RefSeq and is a predicted model, not a curated record. NCBI's taxonomy places the organism in Eukaryota, Metazoa, Chordata, Actinopteri, Centrarchiformes, Centrarchidae. Gene Ontology annotation, molecular function: protein binding.